UUCUCCCUUUAGGGACCCACCCAGUCUCUCCAGGAUUGACAGCCCCUGCUGCCCGGGGACACUCGGAGGGCUCCCUGGCUUGGGUGUGGGGCCCUGAAGAGGGAGGAGGAUUCCGUGGUGCCACUGUGGACCCCCUUGACUGAGUCCCUGCCCUCCCCAGCCCUGCCCGGAUGUCUACUGGUUCCCCAUCUUCACGGAGGCGGCCUGUGACGAACUGGUGGAGGAGAUGGAACACUUUGGCCAGUGGUCUCUGGGCGACAACAAGGACAACCGCAUCCAGGGUGGCUAUGAGAACGUGCCGACUAUUGACAUCCACAUGAACCAGAUCGGCUUUGAGAGGGAGUGGCACAAAUUCCUGCUGGAGUACAUUGCGCCCAUGACGGAGAAGCUCUACCCCGGCUACUACACCAGGGCCCAGUUUGACCUGGCCUUUGUCGUCCGCUACAAGCCUGAUGAGCAGCCCUCACUGAUGCCACACCAUGAUGCCUCCACUUUCACCAUCAACAUCGCCCUGAACCGAGUCGGGGUAGAUUACGAGGUGAGCAGGAGCCAGCCAGGGUCAAGGGGCCAGCAGUGGGGAUAUUGAGGUCCGA
Piliocolobus tephrosceles (Ugandan red Colobus) is the source of this 593-nucleotide messenger RNA. RefSeq names its product procollagen-lysine,2-oxoglutarate 5-dioxygenase 1-like. Gene Ontology annotation, biological process: peptidyl-lysine hydroxylation. Gene Ontology annotation, cellular component: endoplasmic reticulum. The record is from RefSeq and is a predicted model, not a curated record. Gene Ontology annotation, molecular function: procollagen-lysine 5-dioxygenase activity. The transcript is spliced from 3 exons. NCBI's taxonomy places the organism in Eukaryota, Metazoa, Chordata, Mammalia, Primates, Cercopithecidae. The coding region runs from base 227 to 586 and encodes 119 amino acids.